AUGAUACCGGCUCGUUCGCUCCCCAGCGCCGCCGACGGCGAGGCUGAUGACCAGUCCAGUUUCGACGACGACGUCUCGUCCGCCGGCGCGGGCUUCUCUCGACUGCCCGCUGAGCUUCGCCUCAAGAUAUGGUCCUGCUCGGUGGAGCCGCGCAUCGUCAUUCUGGACGAUCUUGUCCAUAAGCCAAAGUCGUAUCCCAUCCCUGUUGUUACUCGCCUAAACGCGGAGGCUCGCAUCGAGACUAGAGAGGGCUACGAGCCGGUUGGCCGGGGUUCUCACAUUCACUUCGCCAGAGACAUACUGGUCUGUGAUCCCAACAUCGCUGACCAGAGCUCCAACACCCCCCUAGAGGAGCUGGCCCCGCUAGUCGAGAGGCUUGCCUUUUGGGACUGCUUCCCUGACGAUGGACGCAUCGAGGGGCCGAACCACUACUCCGCUUACCUGGAGAGGAUGUACCCCCAGGAGCGCCCAGGCAAAGUCGAGUUUGACAAGUUUUGGUUCCCAAACUUGAAAGACCUGUGGAUUGUCAAGAUUGGCGAGGUGGACAGGUCCUGGAUGGUCGGCGUGGACCAGAACCUGCCCUACGACGUGCGUCUGCGAAAGACUGCCCGGCAGUUCCGGUACUGGAUCGAUGAGAACAUUGUCGAGAUUGCGCCCUUGGACCUGGACGAGCCGGAAACCAAGGCCGUCCUGCGGCAAGGGCGAUGUGGCAAGGAGGAUUGUCAGGCGCUCAACCAUGGACGGUCCAAGAUGGUUUCCAAAGUCAUUUUCAUGGACGGCAAGUAUCGUUCCAUGGAAGGCUCCGAAGGCUGGCAGCGCAUCCUGCCGUGGUCCACUAAGCUGGCCCAGGCCACAGAGAAGGACACUUCAGAAAACAGAAUGAGAUGGAUCAUUGUGGAGAGGAUACUGACCUUUUCGCUGCGGUGGGAGGGCCCCGAUGACGAGGUAGUCACCUCGGCACGACGAAAAGUACCGGAGAUGCCUACACGACAGAUGGUGUUUGGGACAAGAUAG
This is a messenger RNA of Trichoderma reesei QM6a, 1014 nucleotides long. RefSeq lists its product as uncharacterized. The coding region runs from base 1 to 1014 and encodes 337 amino acids. Lineage: Eukaryota; Fungi; Ascomycota; Sordariomycetes; Hypocreales; Hypocreaceae. The record is from RefSeq and is a predicted model, not a curated record. The transcript has a single exon.